GGGAUUCAACGUUGGUGAAUGAGAGAGGGAUUGCUGUUGAUAUUACGAGUCUGUGGACAAGAAGUCUGUGGACAAGAAGUCUGUGGGGACCAAGUGGAAGAUGAAGUUCGAACACCUACUCUCGGUUGUCAAUGGAUUUGGACGGUUCCAGAUUAUGAUCAUUAUCAUCAGCUUUAUUGGUCGAUUCACCCUGCCGUGUCACUUCCUGCUGAACAACUUCAUAGCAGCCGUGCCCUCUCACCACUGUGACCUCAGUGCUCUGGAUGAUGGCAGCCUCUUUGAGAAUCUGACCCAGGAGCAGAGACUGACUGUCAGCGUUCCAGUACAGGAAGAUGGGACUCCAAGCUUCUGUAAGAUGUUCCCAGAGCCCCAGUUCCAGCUCCUUUCCAACUCCAAUGACCGUGACCUAGUUACAGUCCCCUGUCAGAAUGGAUGGGCAUAUGACAACAGCACCUUCAAAUCCACUCUGGCUACAGAGUGGGACUUGGUGUGUGACCAGAAAGGGCAAAAUAAGGCGACAACAACCAUCUUCUUCAUAGGAGUGAUGUUCGGAGCUAUGACCUUUGGAAGCCUGAGUGACAGGUUUGGUAGGAAGCCCAUGCUCCUGGUGUCCUAUAUCUCUGGCAUGCUGUUUGGUUUUGCCAGUGCUUUCUCCACUUCUUUCAUCAUGUUCGCUGUGCUCAGGUUCUUCACUGGGUUCGGUAUCACCGGCAUCGUUAUCGUCUCAUCAGUACUCAGUGUGGAGUGGGUGGACAUUGAGCACAGAAAGCUGGUGGGAGUGAUUGACAGCCUGUCCUGGACGUUUGGUUACUGCAUGAUUCCAGCCAUAGCCUACUGUGUGACCGACUGGAGACAGCUAACCAUAGCGGUCACCUCACCUCUUGCUCUAGCUAUACUCACCUGGAGGUGGAUUCCUGAGUCAGCCAGGUGGCUCAUAGCCAAUGGGAAGUUUGAGAAAGCUAACUUUUAUUUGCAACAAUGUGCCCAGAUGAACCAGAAGGAGGAGUUUGGAUCCAAAAUUACACCAGAGACUCUGUCCAGCAUCAUUGUGACAGAGAGAAAAGACAGAAGUCACUCCUACCUGGACUUGGUUAGGACACCAAAGAUGAGGAGGCUGGCUCUACUAACAGGCAUAGUGUGGUAUGGUGUUGCAUCAACAUUUUAUGGCAUUAGCUUCAACAUCACUGGAUUUGGACUCAAUAUCUAUCUGACCCAGUUUGUGUACGGUGCCAUAGAGCUGCCAGCCAAACUAUCAGCGUACUACCUUCUGGAUAAGGUGGGCAGGAGAAACACAGAAGUGGGAUCUUUACUAGGAGCUGGAAUCUGUCUCGCUAUCAACAUCUUUAUACCCCGAGACAUGUCUGUUUUAAGGACGGUGGUGGCGGUGCUGGGGAAGGGUUGCUCGGCAACAUCCUUCACAACCGUUGUGUUGUACAGCUCUGAGCUGUUCCCUACUGUGGUCAGGCAGAACGGCAUGGGCUACAACUCAUCCAUGGGUCGUCUGGGAGUGUCUCUGGCCCCUCUGAUCCUGCUGCUGGAUGAGGUGUGGAGGGACCUUCCACAGGUACUCCUCUGCUCCAUAGCCCUGCUGGCUAGCCUGGUGGCCAGGAUGCUGCCGGAGACACGGGGCCGCUGUCUACCAGAGACCAUCCAGGAUGUCGAGGACGGGCAGACAGGGAAAGGUUUGGCUGGAUCCCAAGUUGUGGAAACAACAGAUAUCCCUCUCAAAUCAAAGGACAAUGAUGAGGUGGAAAAUGGAUACUAAGAUUCUUCCUGUAUAUAUUUUUGAUAUGCCCAAAUGUGCACCCUGUGGAAUGCUUUUGACAACUUGUAGAGUCUAUGCCCGACGAAUUCAGGCUGUUCUGAGGGCAAAAUGGGUGUAACUCAAUAUUAGGAAGGUUCUUUAAUGUUUUGUACACUCAGUGUGUUAGUUACACAUCAAAAACAACCUUCAAACCUCUCAAUGAUCUUAUAAAAAAAAGAUAAAUGAAAUACAAGAGAACAAAAGAGAAAGAGAGCCUGAAGUGUGAAGCAUAAUUCAAGUGUUAUUCGUCACAUACAAAUUGUAAUUUACACUUAAUUCCAAUAUUACAUUAUCUUAUUUAGAAAAGACUCCUUUUCUGUUUCAUAUCAAUGAGGAACAAGAUUAUAUUUGAUAAUGUAUCAUAACUCUUUGUGCAUUAUUCUUCACCAUAACCAUUGGCAAAUGCAUGCAAUCAAUCUUUAAUAUUGAAUAUGAGCCUAUUGUUGUAUACAGAUUUUAUACAGUACCAGUCAAAAGUUUGGACACCUACUCAUUCAACGGUUUUUCUUUAUUUAUACUAUUUUCUACAUUGUAGAAUAGUAGUUAAGACAUCACAACUAUUAAAUAAUGCAAAUGGUGUACCUGCAAAACAGGUGUACCUUGUUAAAAGUUAAUUGAGGAAUUUCUUUCCUUCUUAAUGUGUUUGAGCCAAUCAGUUAUGUUGUGACAAGGUAGGGUUGGUAUACAGAAGAUAGCCCAAUUUGGCAAAAGACCAAGUCUCUUCUUAUUAUUGGUGGCGGCAGGGUGGUUAGAGUGUUGGACUAGUAACCGAAAGGUUGCAAGUUCAAAUCCCCGAGCUGACAAGGUACAAAGGUACAAAAUCUGUCGUUCUGCCCCUGAACAGGCAGUUAACCCACUGUUCGUCAUUGAAAAUAAGAAUUUGUUCUUAACUGACUUGCCUAGUAAAAUAAAUAAAUACAAAUAUUAUGGCAAGAACAGCUCAGAGAAACAACAGUCCAUCAUUACUUUAAGACAUGAAGGUCAGUUAAUACGGAACAUUUCAAGAACUUUGAAAGUUUCUUCAAGUGCAGUCACAAAAACCAUCAAGCGCUAUGAUGAAACUGGCUCUCAUGAGGACCUCCACAGGAAAGGAAGACCCAGAGUUACCUCUGCUGCAGAGGAUAAGUUCAUUAGAGUUAACAGCCUCAGAAAUUUCAGCCCAAAUAAAUGCUUCACAGAGUUCAAGUAACAGACACAUCUCAACAGACUGCGUGAAUCUGUAAUAUUAUUAUGGUAAUAUUGCUGCAAAGAAACCACUACUAAAGGACACCAAUUAUAAGAAGAGACUUGGUUGGGCCAAGAAACACGAGCAAUGGACAUUACACCGGUGGAAAUCUGUCCUUUGGUUUGAUGAGCCCAAAUCAAAUGCUGCAUCAGGUAACCAGGCAUCCACAAUCACCCGAGCUCAACCCAAUUGAGAUGGUUUGGGAUCGGUUGGACCGCAGAGUGAAGGAAAAGCAGCCACCGCAGAGUGUUGGAAAAGCAUUCCAGGUGAAGCUGGUUGAGAGAAUGCCAAGAAUGUGAAAAGCUGUCAUCAAGACAAAGGGUGGCUACUUUGAAGAAUCUAAAAUCUAAAAUAUAUUUUGAUUUGUUUAACACUUUUGUAGUUAAUACAUGAUUCCAUAUGCAUUAUUUAAUAUUUAAUAUUCCAUAUGUGUCAUUUCAUCGUUUUGAUGUCUUCGCUAUUAUUCUACAAUGUAGAAAAUGUUAAAUUAAGAAAAAAUGUUGAAUGAGUAGGUGUAUCCAAACUUCUGACUGGUACUGUAUAUGCAUAUAUUAAAUAUAUAUGUAAAAACACUUAAAGUGUGCCGGUAUAAUGCUUUAUAACUUUAGGUUGCAAACAUGAUUUAAAUAUUUCUAAACAUUAUUACGUUAAUACAUUUGAAUAAAAUGCAGAAUUUUUUUUGUAAAUGUCCCUUCCAUGUGAUAUAAUUUCUGUGAUCAUGAAAACAAAUAAAGAAACAUGACCUCAUGUUGACCUGUGGUCGCAUGGUCGGUUCCAUCACAACAA
Molecule: messenger RNA, 3815 nt
Organism: Oncorhynchus kisutch (coho salmon)
Lineage: Eukaryota; Metazoa; Chordata; Actinopteri; Salmoniformes; Salmonidae
Product: solute carrier family 22 member 7
Exons: 10
Coding region: 101-1765 (554 amino acids)
Biological process (GO): transmembrane transport
Cellular component (GO): membrane
Molecular function (GO): transmembrane transporter activity
Source: RefSeq, a predicted model, not a curated record